AUGAAGAUCCUUUUUGCCCCAAUGCGGCUUUUCAAGGUGAGCCAAGUGCUUCUUCUCCUCCUAGCAGCAAAAUGCAGUUGCGCUUCCGAGCGCUUUUCCAGUCUACGAAGAGCGCUUUUGGAAACUCUUCCUACCGAAGUUGUUGAGACGGGUGGAAAGUACCUGGUUCGAGCCCGGUUGGAGGAGUUGCGACGUGCGAUCCCCCCCAAUACCCACAGGAAACUGGAAGCAGCUGAUGGCAUGUCCGCGAACAUCGCAGCUCAAUUGCAUGAUGAAAUGGCCACAGGAAUGGAUCACUUGCUGAACCUCACGGCCAAAGCCGCUGAAGUGGGAGUCUAUCAAAGCAAUGGAGACGCACCAAAUGGCGAGUUUCUGCGUAUUCUGGAUGCGGCUGCAACCUCGAUCAACUACCAUGAAAGCGAGCUUGUAAAACGUCUUGGCCACAUGAAAGCUGCGGAAACAGAUUCGAAAGAUAUCGAGAAGAUCUCAAAGCUCGAAGAAGACCUUGAAGGACUCUUUGAUCUUCUGAUGAAGACCUUAACAAAUGUGAGAAAGGUAGAAUUGGUUGUGUUGGCAGGCAAAAGCGAUGGCAAAGAGAUUGGUAUAUUAAGCAAGACCAUUGAGGAAACCUACAUGCAAGUAUUAAAAGUGCUUGAUGAACUAAAGGGUGCGGAUGAUGAGCUACUUGGUCUUCCCGCAGCUGAUGUGGUGAAUGUCUCGACGCGAGGACUGCUGGAGAAGGAGAGUAUUGUCAACAAUGGCCAAGGUGGCCGUUGUGCAAGAAAGGUCUGGAAUGCAACGCAUAUGAGGUUUGUGUCAUACCAGAAUGUGGUGUAG
Molecule: messenger RNA, 837 nt
Organism: Seminavis robusta
Lineage: Eukaryota; Bacillariophyta; Bacillariophyceae; Naviculales; Naviculaceae
Source: the annotation of a GenBank genome assembly